AUGCAAUUUGUUGGAAAACCUAAGAAAAACAAGCAGCUUGCUGAAAGGGAUGCUGCUGUAGAGGCAUUGGCAUGGUUAACUCAUAUGUUUGACAACAGUCGAGAUGAAGAUGACAAGUCCCCACCUGAUGUGACUGACAACAUGCUUAAACUUCUUGGGAAAUGUGGAAGAUCAAAACUAGAAUCUGUGAAUAUUCCAAAUGAUCAGUACCAACAAUACGAACGGUUUUCCAAAGCUCUGCAAGAUGGAGACCUAAAUGCGACAAAGGAAUUCAUUACGCAACGCCCAAAUGCAGUAAGAACAAUAAUCACAGAAAGUACAGGGAGGACGGCCCUUCAUGUCGCGGCCAUUGCCGGACAUACAGAAAUUGUGGCGACACUGGUGGAGAAAAUGUCACCAGAAGACUUGGAAAUGAAAGACUCAAGUUACGUUGCUUUGCAUCUUCUGCUGCAUUGUCCACAGUUGGCCGCAACUUUUGAUCUGUCUACACGUACACCUGUGCAUAUACUCGCAAUGUAUCCAAGUGGACGCCGGCUCAAAUUUUGGCAAAAAUGGAUAUACAAAUCUAUAGUUAUAGAUGAAGACCGCGUCAUUAAAGAGAUAUAUACAAAACUCCCCAUCAAUAGUAAGAUGAGCUCAGUAUUGCCUGAGGCACAACCUGAUCGUCCUUCAGGAGCUGCUUUACAAAUGCUGAGAGAAUUACAAUGGUUUAGGGUGGUGGAGUCAAUUGUACCUCCAUGGACAUAUGGACACACAAACUCAAGGUUCUUGACACUAAGACAACUAUUUAUAAAAGAACACCAACAACUAUUAUAUGAUGGAGAUAGAUGGAUGAAAGAGACAGCAACUUCAUGUACUGUUGUUGGUACACUCAUUGUUACAAUCAUGUUUGCUGCAACAUUCACUGUUCCUGGUGGGAAUGAUGAAAGAACUGGUUAUCCAAAGUUUCUUGAUGACAAAACAUUCAUGUUCUACGUCGUAUCAGACGCAAUCUCACUUUUCUCUUCCAUUACUUCGGUUUUGGUGUUCUUGGGAAUCUACAUCAACAAAUGCAGAUGA
Molecule: messenger RNA, 1059 nt
Organism: Ziziphus jujuba (common jujube)
Lineage: Eukaryota; Viridiplantae; Streptophyta; Magnoliopsida; Rosales; Rhamnaceae
Product: ankyrin repeat-containing protein NPR4-like
Exons: 6
Coding region: 1-1059 (352 amino acids)
Molecular function (GO): protein binding
Source: RefSeq, a predicted model, not a curated record